AUGACGGGAAAAGUCGUCGAUGAAUUUCCAGACAAACUGGGGUCCGCAAAAGAACUGCCUGCUGAUCAGGAGUCAGAUAACCCUCGAUCCUUACCAGCUUGGGAAAAGCCCGGGUUCAAGGGAGCCUCACUUCGUUUUUGGAGGGCGUUUCAGCGAUAUGCCUGGGACGACCCAGACAAACCAAAAGAAGAGAAAUGGUUCUUGUUCAAACUCGACAUGUUCCUGCUCACGUCCGCUUCGCUCGGAUACUUCAGUAAGAAUUUCGACGCUUCCAAUGUCAACAAUGCAUAUGUAUCCGGCAUGAAAGAGGCCUUGAGCAUGCAUGGAAGUGAGUUGACAUAUGCCUACAACUGUUACACCGCAGGAUAUGUCGUCGGCCAGAUUCCCGCUGUGAUUCUGUCAACCAGAAUUCGUCCAUCCAUUCUCCUGCCAACCUUGGAAGUCCUCUGGUCCAUUGCCACCUUCUGCUGCGCCGCCAUCCACACCUCACCUCAACUGUACGCGCUUCGUUUCUUGAUUGGUCUGUUUGAAUCCGCAUACUUCCCAAUCAUGAUAUAUCUGGUUGCAAGCUGGUAUACCAAGGAAGAGAGAGGCAAACGUACCGUCAUCUUCUAUUCCACUGGAGCCAUGGCUAUGAUGUUCAGUGGUUACCUUCAGGCUGGUGUGUACAAAAAUCUCGAUGGUAAGCGCGGACUUGAAGGAUGGCAAUGGUUGUUCAUUGUCUGUGGCGUAAUUAGCCUACCAAUCGCCUUCAUUGGAUACGUCAUGUAUCCGGAUUUCCCUGAAACUACUCGUGCUUUCUUUCUCACGGAGAAGGAGCGUCAAUUUGCACGAGACCGGUUGGUUAGGGAAGGUCUCCAGCCACUUGGUGCCGCCAAAUGGGAUCGAACAAAGUUGUUCCGCAUUGCGAAGCAGUGGCAAUUCUGGUUGCUUCCAGUAGGUUACUGGAUCGUCCAGGCAAGCACGCCUGUAUAUCAACCCGCCUUCGCCAUAUGGCUCAGGUCGGCAGGUCACUCCGUAUACCAAGCGAACGUGUGGCCAACAGGACAAAUUGCCAUUGGGCUGGUCGUACAAUUGCUAGCAGGAGCCAUCUCCGAUUCUCCCCUCCUUGGAGGUCGCCGAUGGCCGGUCUUGAUCGCUAUGCAAGUCCCCACCAUCAUUGGUUGUCUCUUGAUAGUCAUUUGGAACAUUUCGGACAGUUCGAAGUUGUUUGCAUAUUAUGUCUCUUGGGCUUGUGUCGGUACACCGGGUAUUUACUACGCUUGGUAUCCAGACCUGAUUCCGCAUGACCAUGAAAUGCGAGGAUUUGUGGUCGCCGUGUCCAACACUUUCAGUCACAUCCAGUCGAUCUGGUUCACUCUGGCUGUCUGGAGGACCGUCGAAGCUCCCAAGUUUCACAAAGCUUUCGUUGCGGCUAUGACCUUGGGGUUCGUUCUAAUCGGAUACGUCUUUGUGUUGCGCGGAUUGGAACUCCGUGACAGGCGAAUCCGACAACGGGCUCAGGAUGGAGCAAUCGACGAGGAAAGUCCCAACAGCCCGAACGAAGGAGCUGAUGUUUCUGUGGAACCUUCAAGCAAUGUUAAAGUUGCUGAAACAAAAGCAUGA
This is a messenger RNA of Exophiala mesophila, 1605 nucleotides long. RefSeq lists its product as uncharacterized. The coding region runs from base 1 to 1605 and encodes 534 amino acids. Gene Ontology annotation, cellular component: membrane. The record is from RefSeq and is a predicted model, not a curated record. Gene Ontology annotation, biological process: transmembrane transport. Gene Ontology annotation, molecular function: transmembrane transporter activity. The transcript has 2 exons. Lineage: Eukaryota; Fungi; Ascomycota; Eurotiomycetes; Chaetothyriales; Herpotrichiellaceae.